Molecule: messenger RNA, 1230 nt
Organism: Phycomyces blakesleeanus NRRL 1555(-)
Lineage: Eukaryota; Fungi; Mucoromycota; Mucoromycetes; Mucorales; Phycomycetaceae
Exons: 5
Coding region: 1-1230 (409 amino acids)
Biological process (GO): regulation of ribosomal protein gene transcription by RNA polymerase II
Cellular component (GO): nucleus
Molecular function (GO): sequence-specific DNA binding; protein binding
Source: RefSeq, a predicted model, not a curated record
AUGGACGGUUUAUCUAAUAGCCCAGAGCCAUUUAGUGCAUCAGAGAGACUCAAAGGACUUCAUCUGUUGAUUGAUUCCAGAACCGAUGUCCAAGUCCAAGCAGAGCAUGUUCCUACAGAGACCACACAUUUGUAUCCAAAACUAGCUGGAUUUAAUUGGACUUGUUAUAUUACAACCGAUUCAGCUGUCUUGGGUAGGUCACGAACAGACCAAGACAAACAGACUGCCAGAGCAGGAGAAGUUUAUAUUGGUCUUGGAUCCUCAAAAGCAAUCUCACGACGACACGCGGAGAUAAAAUACAAUCCUCGAAGAAAACGCUGGGAAAUCAGAGUAGCAGGAAGAAAUAGUAUCAAAGUCGGUCACUUGGUCAAGAAACGAGGAGAUCCACCCAUCGUAUUAAGCACAGGGUCCUUACUGGAUAUUGGAGGUGUCCAGUCUGUGUUUAUCCUUCCUGAUAAUUAUUCAGGCCCACCACAAGAAACAUCGACCAGUACACAGUCAACAGUACAUAGCACAGAGGCGGCUACACCAAACUCAGAGAAUGAUACUGUUCAGCUCGGCAUGGAUGAUGAUGAAGCAUUAAAGCAAAUAUUGGGACUUUUACUAAAGACUACUCCAAACCGUCGAUCUACUAAAGAUAUUGUAGAUUUUGUUUGUCAGAAUACUCAGGACAAAGACAGCAAAGAAUACAACAAGGAGACUGUGCUUAGCAUGCUAGUAAGAAGUUCUUAUUUCUAUCUUGAAGACAUUUCACACACAGCGUCACAGGCCAGAUCCGAUGAAGCACAAUGGACAUGGGAUGUACAAGAAGGAUCUGAUAAUACUGGCCAGUUCCGUGGACAGUCCCACAUUUCACAGGAUAUGUCAGAGUGUGGGGAUUUUGAAUUCAAUUCAACUGGAUCUCCAGGAUACACCAGCCAAUCUCCAAAAGAUUUUGGAUCAUCUGAAGGACCUUGGCUGGGACAUGGUGCUUCAAUUGGAAUUAGUAUUGCUGAUAUCUACAGCACAUGGAUUGUUGCCAAUAACCGGAGUGUUGAUACGGAUGAUAUAUACAGCGUUGUCUUGGACCGAGAUACUACGCGAACAACUGCGGAAAAUAUAGAUCCUGUACUGCCUUUCAAACGUAUUAGGACCGAGACUGAUGACGGACAGGCUCAUUAUCAAGCACCGACUAACGAUUUGAGAUCAAAUCCAUGGAAAGCAAUCAGGACAACGGUACUAUACCAUUAG